CCACCUGCGCCAGGAUGCCCGAGGCCAUGCUGCCCGCCUGCCUCCUCGGCCUGCUGGCCGUCACCUCGGCUUGCUACUUCCAGAACUGCCCCCGGGGCGGCAAGAGGGCCGCGUCCAACCUGGAAGUGAGAGAGUGCCUACCCUGCGGCCCCGGAGGCAAAGGGCGCUGCUUCGGGCCCAGCAUCUGCUGCGCGGACGAGCUGGGCUGCUUCGUGGGCACGGCCGAGGCGCUGCGCUGCCAGGAGGAGAACUACCUGCCGUCGCCCUGCCGCUCGGGCCGCAAGCCGUGCGGGAGCGGGGGCCGCUGCGCCGCCGCCGGCGUCUGCUGCAGCCAAGAGAGCUGCUCCGCCGAGCCCGAGUGCGACCCGAACCCCGGCGUCCGGCGCGGCGCCCUGGCCGGCGACCCCAGCAACGCGACGCGGCUGGACGGGCCCGCGGGGACCCUGCUGCGGCGCCUGGUGCAGCUGGCGGCGGAGCCCCUGCAGCCCGGCGCCUACUGA
This is a messenger RNA of Talpa occidentalis (Iberian mole), 500 nucleotides long. RefSeq names its product arginine vasopressin (gene AVP). The record is from RefSeq and is a predicted model, not a curated record. Gene Ontology annotation, cellular component: extracellular region; secretory granule. The transcript has 3 exons. The coding region runs from base 15 to 500 and encodes 161 amino acids. NCBI's taxonomy places the organism in Eukaryota, Metazoa, Chordata, Mammalia, Eulipotyphla, Talpidae. Gene Ontology annotation, molecular function: neurohypophyseal hormone activity.